AUGGCAAGAAGAAAAACGGUUUCGUCAUCCGACAAUUCCUCUUCUAUGAAUAAUAACGAAACCAAGAAGAAGCAGACCAAAAAGACCAACAAUAAUCCUAACGCUUCGUUUGAAGAGAACAAACAAACAAAUCCGAAUGGUGGUUCCUCAUGGGUUUGUUUCUAUACCCCGAAGAGUAAUUCAUCAUCUUCCGAAAGCUCACAAUUUUCCAUAAAUACCUUGUUUACCCGUUCACUUAGAAAUAGAGCAACGACGAGCCUACCCAGUACUGCACAGAAUGAUAAAGCUACAUCUGAAAAUUCUUCUGCAAGUACUCACAACAAUCGAUUAUUGGAAGUGAUGUAUUUUCUUCCAGAAGGAGACUACAUUAAACAAAUCACUGGAGGUUCUGGUUUUACUGUAUUCCUCACAGAGAUGGGAGGAAUUUACGUACAUGGCAAAAAUAGUUUGGGAGCCUUGGGACUUGGUGAUUACAAAGAUCGAAAUGAAAUUACAAAGAAUUCAUUGGUGGAGAUGGAAAUGAGGUCCAAUAAGGACAAAUGCGUUCAAGUGGUGUGUGGCGAAGCUUCUACUAUAUUUGUGUCUGAAAAAGGUUUUGCAUAUGUCUGUGGUUGUGGUGAUAAUGGUCAAUUAGCUGUUGGUUCAAAACACAAGCUUGGCAAACCAACGAGAAUCAAGCACUUUGAUUCUUUGACGGAUGGAGAAAAUUGUAUCGAGGCUGCAAGUGGAACUAAAGAUUGUAGUGUAUUUUUGACGAAAAAUAAGAAGGUUUAUAUUUCUGGAAGUAAUGAUCAUGGAAUUUGUGAAGAUGGCAUUACCAUUGUCAGUCGUCCAGUGAAAAGCGAAUUUUUUGAACAAGACAACGAUAUUGUUCGUUGUUUUGAUACUUCAACGACCUUUAGCGUGUUUGGAACAGAAAAUGAUUAUCUUUAUGUGUUUGCCAAAUCAGGCCUUGCUCCCUUUCAUGACUCUCGCGAUCAUACGAUUCCAAGUGCAUAUAAUUAUUCAUUUUUUUAUCAAGGUAUUAAGAAGAUUAUUUGUGUGAAGGGCUGUUGUUUUGUCCAGAAUGGAUCCAACAAAUGGUUCAUAUUCCAUUCCACUCGAGAAAUGAAAGCUACAUCUCUCGAUGAAUACUUGGGUGACACAGUAUGUCCUGAAUUUAAAUCCUCAAAAGAUACUAUUGUUUCUGUUGGAAGUGAUAAGGAAGGAGUUUCUGUGGCUCUUUCUAAACAAAAAAGAGUUUUCACAAUUUCAACAUCAGAAAUUUUUUCGGAGGCUUAUUAUUAUUCGUACAUUCGAACGUACAACAAUUCAAUAUCCACGCGCAAAGAGCCAAAAGAGCUUACAGAAGAAUUGAAAGCUUUAAGUGGAAACUCAGAAGAUCAUAAUAUUUCUGUUGCCGUGAGUAAUGGUCGCUACAUAUUUUAUUUGACAUCUCCACACUCAACCGACAAUGAAACAGAUCAAGAAAGGAAGUUGAGAAAUCUCACAAGUGAUCAAAGAUGGUUCAUAAAUAACCUCAACACAUUAGUAGAUAACCUCACAAGUGAGACUGUGCUUGGAAAGAGAUCAGGUGGUGUUGGUUCUCAUUCCAUUGUUGUUUCUAUAGAUGAUGACAGCAAGUUCAUGUUUUCAGACAUUCAGGUCUCUUCAUUUAACAUUCAACCCAUACAUCAUAACAGCCAAUCUUGCAUGCCAAAUGAUGAUGAUUCAGAAACAUUUGAGAAACAAGGUAAAAAGAUGAAAAAGUAG
Molecule: messenger RNA, 1752 nt
Organism: Naegleria fowleri
Lineage: Eukaryota; Heterolobosea; Eutetramitea; Acrasida; Naegleriidae
Exons: 2
Coding region: 1-1752 (583 amino acids)
Source: RefSeq, a predicted model, not a curated record